GAAUCGGACUCCAAGAACCGUUCCCGUGAAGGAGUCAUUGUUCAUAAAGUUUAGUUCUCUUUAGGCUGCAAUGCCUGAAGCCCCCAAUCAUGCGGGGGGCCGUAUAAGACUUAAUCUCACCCGCGCCGUUGCCAGAACAGCCGAAUAAUUUAUGCUAUCAUUCAGUCAGUCAAGCUCACCAACUCAUCUACUUCUACCCCAAUAUCCUCUAUUCAUCCAUGUCUCGCGCGGAAAAGUACGACACCACAACCCUCAAGCCGGUGCAAAUAGGGAUGAGGAAAACCAUCACGAUUGAGCACGCACCUUGAAUCGAAGCAUCUUUCUGACUCGUUCUCACCUGGACCAUUUAUUUCACCAUAAUUAAGCAAGCCUCUCUUUUAUGCAACUAAGGUCGCGAAUUGAUCUCAAACUGUUACGAUGCGUUCCAACGCCCCCCAGCGCUUGUUUGAGGGCCUGCCCUUCGACAUCCACUUCGAAGUAGUUAGGCAUCUGGACUUUAUGAGCGCUCUCAAUAUGGCAUCGACGAAUCGAUUUUUUCAUCAGAUUCUUAAUCUGCGAGCUAUUCUCCCUACUAGCGAGUUGGUUGAGUUCAUUCGCGAACGAAGUAUGGCAGGUCAGAAUAGAGCAGAGAACCUCUUUGCCUGCUAUCAAUGCUAUCGACUCCGACCGAGGGAAAAGUUUUCGAAGAAGGCAACUGCGGACAGACUACACCAUAGGCAUAAACUCACCGAGGAAGCCCGUCGAUAUUGCUUUGAUUGCUCCGCGAAGAACCGGUUUUACGACCAUUUGCGACCAAUCUCGAACGGGAAACUGCGGUACUACUUUUGCCAUAACUGUGGUCAGUACCGGACACGUUCUGGUAUGUGUCACGGACCACGCCGUGAAAUUGAUCAGGGGGAUGGUGAGAUGCUCGCAUGGUGUCAACCGAAACCAGCAACGCCAGAGGGAGGGCUGGAGACGCUUCCUGCACAUAUAUUGAAGAACAUCGUUUCCCAUUUGGGAUAUGACGAGGCGCUUCACCUUGCCAUGGUUAGCCACACUCUCAGGGACACGGUCCCGCCUAUUAAAUGGGUUGCCCUCCAUACCCGCUUUCGAUUCCUUCGAGACAGGUGGACCGCGGACACGGUGGAUGUUGACAUAGGAGCCAUGAAGACGUUCCCAUGCUACUUGUGCUGUCGAAUCCGGCCCAAGGACAAGUUCACCCCGACCCAGCUUCGCAUGGCCGAGACAUACCCCCAAACAUCCUGGAAAAUGCGUUGCCAGGCAUGCGUUCAGCGGAUGUACAUCAGUGAGAGGAAUUUGAUGAAGAUUGAGUACAAUAGGCGCCGGAUGUGCGAAAUCUGCAAGUGCCUACGGCGUGGUCGGGAGACUUGUGGUGGCUGCUUGGAGCUGUAUGUGAAAGGAGCCAUUGACCAGCGGACCAUGUAUCCAGAGGGUUUGGGGCGGAAACGCGAUUAUGGAGAUCAUCUCAAUAGGUUGGAUGGCCUUUUCGAUGGCCAGGAUUGGGUCGAGGCGUAAUUAGGCGAUGUUGAUCAAGCGAUUCUGUUCUGCAUUCUAUAAAGUUGGAGGCAUGUGUACACAU
This is a messenger RNA of Ilyonectria robusta, 1582 nucleotides long. RefSeq lists its product as uncharacterized. Lineage: Eukaryota; Fungi; Ascomycota; Sordariomycetes; Hypocreales; Nectriaceae. The record is from RefSeq and is a predicted model, not a curated record. The transcript is spliced from 2 exons. Gene Ontology annotation, molecular function: protein binding. The coding region runs from base 418 to 1518 and encodes 366 amino acids.